AUGGACAACCCACAGCCAGGCUCCCUGAGCUGGCGACUAAGUUCGCACCCCAUCACCCUCCUCUGCUUCCUCGGUUUCCGCCUGUGUAAGAACCACCCUGUCCAUACCAAACAGAUGCACAAAGCUAAUCUAUUCUCUCCUCCACACAGCANNAGUCUCCUCACCUACCUCUUCGGCCUCUACUUUAGCCAAAACUACGUCCUCAUCUUCAUCAUCACAAUCAUCCUCCUCGCCAUCGAUUUCUACUAUCUCAAAAACAUUGCUGGCAGAAGAUUGGUGGGCUUGCGCUGGUGGAAUGAAGUCAACGCUCAGUCUGGCGACGGCAACUGGGUGUUUGAGUCUGCGGAACCGGAGACCAGACAGAUCAAUGCUACGGAUAAGAGAUUCUUUUGGCUGGCGCUGUAUUCGCAGCCUGUGAGUUGGGUUGCGCUGGGUAUUGUUGCCAUCUUUAGAUUGCACUUUAUUUGGCUGAGUUUGGUUGGUAUGUUGUUGUCUUUGCUCAAAACUUUGAGUUGGAUAUGGAGUUGCUAA
This is a messenger RNA of Aureobasidium vineae, 531 nucleotides long. The record is from the annotation of a GenBank genome assembly. NCBI's taxonomy places the organism in Eukaryota, Fungi, Ascomycota, Dothideomycetes, Dothideales, Saccotheciaceae.